Messenger RNA from Nomascus leucogenys (northern white-cheeked gibbon), 2822 nucleotides. RefSeq names its product glypican 4 (gene GPC4). NCBI's taxonomy places the organism in Eukaryota, Metazoa, Chordata, Mammalia, Primates, Hylobatidae. Gene Ontology annotation, biological process: regulation of protein localization to membrane; cell migration; regulation of signal transduction. Gene Ontology annotation, cellular component: extracellular region; plasma membrane; synapse. The record is from RefSeq and is a predicted model, not a curated record.
CUGAGAAGGGCACAGCCGCGCGGCGGAGGGCAGAGUCAGCCGAGCCGAGUCCAGCCGGACGAGCGGACCAGCGCAGGGCAGCCCAAGCAGCGCGCAGCGAACGCCCGCCGCCGCCCACACCCUCUGCGGUCCCCGCGGCGCCUGCCACCCUUCCCUCCUUCCCCGCGUCCCCGCCUCGCCGGCCAGUCAGCUUGCCGGGUUCGCUGCCCCGCGGAACCCCGAGGUCACCGGCCCGCGCCUCUGCUUGCCUGGGCCGCGCGCCGCCUCCACGCCCUCCUUCUCCUUCUCCCCUGGCCCGGAGCCUGGCACUGGGGACCGUUGCCUGACGCGAGGCCCAGGUCUACUUUUCGCCCCGCGUCUCCUCCGCCUGCUCGCCUCUUCCACCAACUCCAACUCCUUCUCCCUCCAGCUCCACUCGCUAGUCCCCGACUCCGCCAGCCCUCGGCCCGCUGCCGUAGCGCCGCUUCCCGUCCGGUCCCAAAGGUGGGAACGCGUCCGCCUCGGCCCGCACCAUGGCACGGUUCGGCUUGCCCGCGCUUCUCUGCACCCUGGCAGUGCUCAGCGCCGCGCUGCUGGCUGCCGAGCUCAAGUCGAAAAGUUGCUCGGAAGUGCGACGUCUUUACGUGUCCAAAGGCUUCAACAAGAACGAUGCCCCCCUCCACGAGAUCAACGGUGAUCAUUUGAAGAUCUGUCCCCAGGGUUCUACCUGCUGCUCUCAAGAGAUGGAGGAGAAGUACAGCCUGCAAAGUAAAGAUGAUUUCAAAAGUGUGGUCAGCGAACAGUGCAAUCAUUUGCAAGCUGUCUUUGCUUCACGUUACAAGAAGUUUGAUGAAUUCUUCAAAGAACUACUUGAAAAUGCAGAGAAAUCCCUGAAUGAUAUGUUUGUGAAGACAUAUGGCCAUUUAUACAUGCAAAAUUCUGAGCUAUUUAAAGAUCUCUUCGUAGAGUUGAAACGUUACUACGUGGUAGGAAAUGUGAACCUGGAAGAAAUGCUAAAUGACUUCUGGGCUCGCCUCCUGGAGCGGAUGUUCCGCCUGGUGAACUCCCAGUACCACUUUACAGAUGAGUAUCUGGAAUGUGUGAGCAAGUAUACGGAGCAGCUGAAGCCCUUCGGAGAUGUCCCUCGCAAAUUGAAGCUCCAGGUUACUCGUGCCUUUGUAGCAGCCCGUACUUUUGCUCAAGGCUUAGCGGUUGCGGGAGAUGUCGUGAGCAAGGUCUCCGUGGUAAACCCCACAGCCCAGUGUACCCAUGCCCUGUUGAAGAUGAUCUACUGCUCCCACUGCCGGGGUCUCGUGACUGUGAAGCCAUGUUACAACUACUGCUCAAACAUCAUGAGAGGCUGUUUGGCCAACCAAGGGGAUCUCGAUUUUGAAUGGAACAAUUUCAUAGAUGCUAUGCUGAUGGUGGCAGAGAGGCUAGAGGGUCCUUUCAACAUUGAAUCGGUCAUGGAUCCCAUCGAUGUGAAGAUUUCUGAUGCUAUUAUGAACAUGCAGGAUAAUAGUGUUCAAGUGUCUCAGAAGGUUUUCCAGGGAUGUGGAUCCCCCAAGGCCCUCCCAGCUGGACGAAUUUCUCGUUCCAUCUCUGAAAGUGCCUUCAGUGCUCGCUUCAGACCACAUCACCCCGAGGAACGCCCAACCACAGCAGCUGGCACUAGUUUGGACCGACUGGUUACUGAUGUCAAGGAGAAACUGAAACAGGCCAAGAAAUUCUGGUCCUCCCUUCCGAGCAACGUUUGCAACGAUGAGAGGAUGGCUGCAGGAAAUGGCAAUGAGGAUGACUGCUGGAAUGGGAAAGGCAAAAGCAGGUACCUGUUUGCAGUGACAGGAAAUGGAUUGGCCAACCAGGGCAACAACCCAGAGGUCCAGGUUGACACCAGCAAACCAGACAUACUGAUCCUUCGUCAAAUCAUGGCUCUUCGAGUGAUGACCAGCAAGAUGAAGAAUGCAUACAAUGGGAAUGACGUGGACUUCUUUGAUAUCAGUGAUGAAAGUAGUGGAGAAGGAAGUGGAAGUGGCUGUGAGUAUCAGCAGUGCCCUUCAGAGUUUGACUACAAUGCCACUGACCAUGCUGGGAAGAGUGCCAAUGAGAAAGCCGACAGUGCUGGUGUCCGUCCUGGGGCACAGGCCUACCUCCUCACUGUCUUCUGCAUCUUGUUCCUGGUUAUGCAGAGAGAGUGGAGAUAAUUCUCAAACUCUGAGAAAAAGUGUUCAUCAAAAAGUUAAAAGGCACCAGUUAUCACUUUUCUACCAUCCUAGUGACUUUGCUUUUUAAAUGAAUGGACAACAAUGUACAGUUUUUACUAUGUGGCCACUGGUUUAAGAAAUGCUGACUUUGUUUUUUCAUUCAGUUUUGGGAGGAAAAGGGACUGUGCAUUGAGUUGGUUCCUGCUCCCCCAAACCAUGUUAAACGUGGCUAACAGUGUAGGUACAGAACUAUAGUUAGUUGUGCAUUUGUGAUUUUAUCACUCUAUUAUUUGUUUGUAUGUUUUUUUCUCAUUUCGUUUGUGGGUUUUUUUUUCCAACUAUGAUCUCGCCUUGUUUCUUACAAGCAAACCAGGGUCCCUUCUUGGCAUGUAACAUGUACGUAUUUCUGAAAUAUUAAAUAGCUGUACAGAAGCAGGUUUUAUUUAUCAUGUUAUCUUAUUAAAAGAAAAAGCCCAAAAAGCAGUAAAAUUUCCAUUUCUCCCUGUUAUUUUAGUUGCCUUAUCUGGAGAGACGUGGAGGUUAUUUUCUUUUUUUUUAAUUAUUAUUAAGUUAGGACAGAAUGUGAGGGCACAAGCAGGCUUCUGAGCCACUUGUCAGAUUGUAUUCAAAGCAUCAAUC